AUGGCUAUCUGUUUGCGUACGUUUUCACAUAAGAUUUUACCUAUAAAUAGCAUCUUUUCUACAAGAAAUCAUUCCAACCGUUUGUCCCGGAAAAUUCCAGUACGCACUCAGUUUCUGGAAGAUUUCCUCGAUUACCGGCGUAUCUCUAGUUGCCAGCAUGCAGUGAAAUGUGUCUCAGAAAACAGUGACAGUAUAGACCCUGACGAUUUUGUUAUAGCUAAAGGAGUAUUUGAUGUUUCAAAUAAUUCAUCAAAAGGAUUCUUCAAAAGAGAUACUGUCGAAGCCAAUUAUGAUAUAGAUAAUUGUAGCGAUAUACUAGAAUUUAAAUCAUUAGGUUUAACCUCAGAUGAUUUUGUUGAACAGAAAGCAGUUCAUUUUAAUUUGGAUAAAAAGCCUUAUAGUUUGAAUACUAUAGACUUCAGCAAAUGUAAAGAAGAUGUGGAACCUAUCUGUCUAUCAAACUUUGAGAGAGAUGCUAUAUUAUACUGCACGGCACCUACACUCCAAUCAACUGACACACAGUCAUCCAGUGAAGCUAAUCAAGAUGGCAAGCCCAGUGAAGAGCAACUUAUGAAAGUGUUUCAUGUCCUUUCCAAAACUAUGCCUGCGCUAUUUGUCAAGCCUCUGGAUUAUUCAAUUUACCAUCCCAAUCUGAUUUUUGUUAACAACAUCAGGGGUAUUACAACUGUAGGUUUAUUCCCGUAUGUACGGCAGGUAGCACUACUUCGCACAGUGGGUCAUUUAAAAUUUGCAUAUGUUAACUUUGAAGUUUUAAAAAUAACAGCACAUCCAGAAGAUUCUUCUAUUAAAAUGAGGUGGCGAAUCCGUGGCAUAUCUGGUUUCAAAGUGUUCUUUAUGUUCUGGAAGUACAAACUAUGGGAUAUGAAACAAGUUUUUAAGGAUCAAGAAAUGUGGUAUGAUGGGUUCUCAACAUUUUAUGUAGGAGGUGAUGGCUUUAUUCACAAACAUAUAGCUGACAAGGUAAUGCCAGACCAAGAUAGCAUUAUAGACGAUGAAGAAAAAGCACCAAUAGCAGCCAAAAUUGCUCUUCUAAUUGGGCUCAUUCCUAGAAAUUAUCUCUCUGAUGCAGCACCUUACUUCAGCUCAUCAUCUGGAACGACAGAAGCGACUCCGUUACCAUUUAAAGUUCUAGAAUAA
Parnassius apollo (apollo) is the source of this 1158-nucleotide messenger RNA. The record is from the annotation of a GenBank genome assembly. Lineage: Eukaryota; Metazoa; Arthropoda; Insecta; Lepidoptera; Papilionidae.